Staurois parvus is the source of this 484-nucleotide messenger RNA. NCBI's taxonomy places the organism in Eukaryota, Metazoa, Chordata, Amphibia, Anura, Ranidae. The record is from the annotation of a GenBank genome assembly.
AUGGGCCCCUGUACCGCCUCCUCAUGCUGCUGCCAGGCCCGUAAUCUGCCAUGGGCCCCCGUACCGACUCCUCAAUGCUGCUGCCAGGCCCGUAAUCUGUCAUGGGCCCCUGUACCGCCUCCUCAUGCUGCUUGCCAGGUCCAGAGUGUGUCAUGGGUCCCCCUGUACGGCCUCCCAUUGCUGCUGUCUCCAUCGCCACACUCUGCCAUGUGCCACUUUCAGGUCUCCUCACACUGCUGGUGGGUUCCAUUUUUUCAUAGGGUGCUGUAUGGGCCUCCCAUUGCUGCUGCCUCCAUCACCGCCACAAGCUGUGGCUCCACACUCUGGUUUUGGCCCCGUGGACUGCCCAAAUGAGUGAAGUGUGCGGUGAUUCUAAGAUCGACGGCACUCAUCUGCAUGUCAUUCUGACUGACAGUAUUAUUUCUCUCCCCAGCAGACUCCAAGGGCAUUUAAAUUAAAGGUACAGUGUUCUGCACUAAUAUAA